This is a messenger RNA of Neopsephotus bourkii (Bourke's parrot), 2112 nucleotides long. It is a transcript of the gene PYROXD2, whose product is annotated as pyridine nucleotide-disulphide oxidoreductase domain 2. The record is from RefSeq and is a predicted model, not a curated record. NCBI's taxonomy places the organism in Eukaryota, Metazoa, Chordata, Aves, Psittaciformes, Psittacidae.
AUGGGGAGCUCUCAGGCCCCCGCCUCCAAGCCCAUCACCUUCCUGUGUACAGACUGGGGAAGGCUCCUGCAAGCCCCGGGAGGCAGCUUCCGUCCCCGACUGCUGCCGUCCUCGUCCCCGUCCCCCCCUCCCCGUGCCCGGAAGCCCUGGGAAAAGUUCCGCUGUGGAAGCAAAGUCCGUGCUGGCGGUCGCAGCCAUGGCCGGGCACUGGGCAGCACUGGGCAGGGGCUGCGCUGCCCGCGGGCUGCGGGGCUGGCUCCUUUCCCCAGGCGGCGGGCCCAUGCGGGGGCUGCAGAGCGGCUGCAGCGGGAGUACGAUGCGGUGGUGAUCGGGGCAGGGCACAAUGGGCUGGUGGCAGCAGCCUACCUGCAGCGGGCAGGGCUGCGCACGGCUGUGCUGGAGAAACGCCAUGUGCUGGGCGGUGCGGCUGUCACAGAGGAGAUUGUGCCAGGCUUCAAGUUUUCCCGGGCAUCCUACCUGCUCAGCCUGCUGCGGCCGCAGAUCUACACUGAGCUGGAGCUGCAGCGACAUGGUCUGAGGGUGCUCCCACGGGACCCCUACUCCUUUACCCCGCUGCUGGAGGACAGGAGCCCCCCCCGCUCCCUCCUGCUGGGAAACAACAGGGCCCAGACCCAGCAGCAGAUCGCUCAGUUCUCCCAGAAGGAUGCCCAGGCUUACCCUGAAUAUGAGGCAUUCAUGGAGAGUUUAGUGUCAGCCCUUGACCCGCUGCUGGAUGCUGCCCCAGUGGAUACAGCUGCCCUGGGGCAGGGCUCCCUGCUCCAGCAGCUCAGUGCUCUGCGAUCCCUGUGGCCCCUGCUGCGGGCAGGGCUGGCGCUGGGGCGGCAGCUGCCCCGCUAUUACGAGGUGCUCACAGCCCCUAUCUCCAAGAUCCUGGAUCAGUGGUUUGAGUCGGAGCCCUUGAAGGCAACUCUGGCUACUGAUGCGGUGAUUGGAGCCAUGGCUAGCCCCCACACCCCGGGCAGUGGGUACGUGCUCUUGCACCAUGUGAUGGGUGAGCUGGAGGGACGGCGGGGGGCCUGGGGCUACGUGUCCGGUGGGAUGGGAGCCCUGUCCCAAGCCAUUGCCAGUGCAGCAGCUGCCAGGGGAGCCCACAUUUUUGCUGAGAAGGCUGUGUCCCAUGUGCUGCUGGGCAGGGAUGGGCAGGCGCAGGGCGUUGUGCUGCAGGAUGGGAUGGAGGUGAGGAGCAAACUGGUGCUGUCCAAUGCCUCACCCCAGAUCACCUUCCUGGAGCUCAUCCCCCAGGAGCAGCUGCCCAAGGAUUUUGUCCGGCGGAUCCAGCAGGUUGACACGCGCUCCCCAGUCACCAAGAUCAAUGUGGCGGUGGAUCGGCUGCCCAGCUUCCUGGCUGCCCCCAAUGCCCGCGAUGGCCAGCCCCUGCCCCACCACCAGUGCUCCAUCCAUCUCAACUGUGAGGACACCCACCUCCUGCACCAGGCCUUCACUGAGGCCACCCAUGGGCACCCCUCCAGCAGGCCCAUGAUCGAGCUCUGCAUCCCCUCAGUGCUGGAUCCAGGCCUGGCCCCACAGGGCUGCCAUGUUGUGUCCCUCUUCACCCAGUACACCCCCUCCAUGCUGGCAGGUGGGAGGCACUGGGAUGAGCAGGCCAGAAAUGCAUAUGCAGACACAGUGUUUGACUGCAUUGAAGCCUAUGCCCCAGGGUUCAAGGCAUCCGUCAUCGGCAGAGACAUCUUGACACCACCUGACCUGGAGAGGAUCUUUGGGCUGCCUGGUGGGAACAUCUUCCAUGGAGGGAUGUCUCUGGACCAGCUGUACUUCGCCCGGCCAGCACCAUCCUACUCAGGCUACCGGUCCCCAGUUCCUGGCUUGUAUCUAUGUGGAAGUGGAGCCCAUCCUGGAGGAGGAGUGAUGGGAGCUGCAGGACGCAACGCUGCCCAUGUGGCCCUCCAGGACUUUAGGCACCUGUGAUGGCAAUGAUGACACCAGCUUCACCUAUACAGGGCUGUGGCUGCAGUGAGCCAUGUUGAUCCCAUGCAGGGCCCUGCCCAUCCACAGCUUGCUUCCCAGGCACCACAGGACAGCAGCAGCCUCCGAGAGCUUUGUGGAGGUGAAGGCUGGCAGGUCCCAUGUGCU